Peromyscus californicus insignis is the source of this 1890-nucleotide messenger RNA. RefSeq names its product chromosome unknown C3orf62 homolog (gene CUNH3orf62). NCBI's taxonomy places the organism in Eukaryota, Metazoa, Chordata, Mammalia, Rodentia, Cricetidae. The record is from RefSeq and is a predicted model, not a curated record. The coding region runs from base 893 to 1669 and encodes 258 amino acids. The transcript has 3 exons.
UUCUGACUCCACUGCCCUCGAUAAACAGACAGAUUCUAUGUGGAACUUUCAGUAGCUCUCCCUUAAAAGAAGUCCAUUCAUAAAACUGGGAGCAGUGUGGCAUUGUUUGUCCGUGUUGGCCUCAGAAGAACACGGUGGGUGUCUGUCAGGUCUUCAAACACGCUAGUUAAUGAGGUUUAAGAAAAUAGUUUCUGGCCCGGCGGUGAUGACCCACACCUUUAACCCCAGCACUCGGGGGGCAGAGGCAGGUGGAUCUCUGAGUUCCAGGCCAGCCUGGUCUGCAGGGUGAGUUCCGGGACAGCCAGGGCCACCCAGAGAAACCGUCUCGGGAAACAACCCCGCGCCCGCCCACCCUGCCCCAUACGUUUUCAGUAAUAGACCCUUCCAGAUCCGAUUCUCUCCCUUAGCCUGCCCCGUUACUCCCCGUCUGCUGACGGCCCCUCCCGGCCUUGGUUGCCCCGUGGUCAUGUGAGUCUCCACCGACCUUUAACCUAGUCCCUGAGGGUUGGAGUUGCUGGUCUUGGCACGUGAGCGCAGUGACCGUUGGGCACUGUUGUGCGGCCACGGCUGGGUGAGGACGCAGCGGGGCCCUUCCGGCCUAAAUUGGCCAUAGUUUGGGGACCCAGACAACAACUGGGUCGCAGUAGGGGACGGUGGGAAAGGCCUGGCCCGCAGCCAGCUAAGGAAGCUCCAGGGGGUGGGGCGGCGGACCCCGGCAUUCCCCGCCAUCUGGGGUCCUCUGAGAAUGGCGGGCAAUAAUCCCCUCGGAGGAAGAGAAGGAUGAUGUGGUGUAAGGGUAGAUCAAAGUCGAAAUCGGGGUUGAAUCUCGGCCUUUGUAUAGCAUCAUUGUCGUGUUGCUCUGUGCGUUUCCAAUUACUAAAUAAUAAAAGGCAUGGUCGCUUUUAGGGAAAUGUCUGAGAAACUACGAAGAUGCAGGAAGGAGCUGACUGCAGCCAUAGACCGAGCCUUUGAAGGAGUCAGGCAUUCCCAGGAGUGUACAGGCCCGCAGAGGUCGGACGCCUCGUCCUCGCUCGCCUCCCUGCCGGUGCACAGACUGCCCUGCAGAAACCCACUGGCUGCUUGUUCCUCGGCUGCCCCCUGCGCUGGUGCCUCAUGUUCUCCUGAGAAUGAGAAUCCCGUCUUUGCGCCACACCAUGUCCCAGUUAAUACAAAACCCCUUCCUUUAUACCCCAAAAGAAAACCUCUGACCAGCAAGGAAAAUGUGUUGAUGCACUCUUCCAUUUUGGCACGUGAAAGACAGUUUUGGAGAGCUGCGGGAGAUGGGGAAAACUGGAGAAAAGAAAGUUUAAGGAAGGAUAUGGAGAGAGACUUAAAAGUUGACUCAAAUAUGCUGCUCAGCAAUUCUAGCCAAGAGGUCACAAAGGAUCUGCUAGAUAUGAUUGACCAUACAAGUAUUCGAACUAUUGAAGAACUGGCUGGAAAACUAGAAUUUGAAAACGAAUUGAAUCGUGUGUGUGGACGCUGCCAAGAUUCACCCCUCAAGGAGGAGGCCUGGGCCCUGCUUGUGGACGAGAGCCCUCGGAAGGCUUUGGAUGCUGACCCUGGUAGCCUCAACAAGGCUUUUGAUGACCAAAAUAUUGUUGAGACUGUUCUGGACCUGGAGGAGGACUACAACUUGAUGACGUCUUUUAAAUACCAAAUAGAGUAAGGAGGGUUGACCGUCAGCAGCCACAGUGGUUAUCAGAAGCCAGUCUUUCCCAGGGGUUGGCAGAUUCCGAAUUGCCACAUCCUGUUUAGUUCCUGCUGAAUCCCAGAGCUGAGAGCCUGGGCUUUAAUAUUCUGUUAUUUUGAAAUGUUUGGAGUUUUUUGACUUGACAUUUUUUAAAGUGUGUUUUUGGUUGGUGUUCAAUAUACACAAUACAAACCUUG